ACGGAAAGAGGGCAAUUUAAAAAUCGAGGAGCCUAGGCCUUCCAAAGGCGCUGCUGGGAGCAGUCGCCGAUUCACUCCUUCGUUCCCUGGGGCUGUGGCAGAUUUGGGGUUUCCCCCUCCCCGCAGUCGAAUACUUGGGAAGGGCGGAAGUCAGCGGUUAAAACUGGGGUAACUUUUUAGGACAACGUGCUUGCGCAGCUCUCCCUCCGGGCGGAAGACAGUGAGAAGAAGAAGCUACUGCAGUGGCCUCUGUAAUAACUAUGUUUACCUGUGAUAUUUGCGGAGAACUAGUAGCCUCUGAACAAGACAUGAAGACUCAUCUUCUUUUGACUCAUAUGGAAAAUGAAGUGGUCUGCCCAUUUUGCAAAUUAUCUGGUGUGAAUUACGAUGAAAUGUGUUUCCACAUUGAAACAGCCCAUUUUGAACAAAAUGAAAAUGAAAGAGACUUGGAGAAAGUUAACCAAGUACAACAUAGAACUCGUGAUAGAAAAACUGAAAAAGAAAACUCUCAUCACUAUAGAAUGAAAGUUGAUGAAGAUUAUUCUGCUUGUGCAUCAAAUGAUGUGAAAAUUACAGAUCACAGUCACUCUAAGGAUGCUUCUUUAAAGUGUAAAACCUUUCAUUCAGAGAAUUUGACUGAACUGAGAGAGUUACAAGAAAAUAGACUGAAUCAAGCUGACUUAACUGAAAUAAAUGAAUCACUGUCCAGUAUUCCAGAAUGUCCAUUCUGUGGGAAAAUAGAAGCAUGUAAUGAAGAUUUGGAAACACAUGUGAAAAAAAAGCAUGCCAAUCUUUUAAAUACUCCAGCAGAAGGCCAAGAUCAGCCAUUCUAUGAAUGUCCAAUAUGUGGUCUUAUCUGUACAAAUUAUCAGAUCCUACAUGAACAUAUCGAUUUGCAUUUAGAAGAAGGCCAUUUUGAAGGGUCGAAUAAAGAGUCUAGUGACUUGGAAUUGGCUCGUCGGCUCCAACAAGAAGAAGACCGACAGAGGGUGUCUGAGGGAUCAAAGCAAGAAAUAGAAGAAUUCCAAAAGUUGCAGAGACAAUAUGGUUUAGACAAUUCUGGAGGCUAUAAACAGCAGCAACUGAGAAAUAUGGAAAUUGAAGUACGUAGAGGAAGGAUGCAACCAAUUGAGUUUCAUAAAAGAAAAGCCGACAUGCUGGAAUCAUUAGCUUUUGGCAUAGAUGAUGGCAAAACAAGGACUUCUGGAAUAAUUGAAGCCCUCUCUAGGCAUUAUCAGAAUGAAGCAAGAGAAGUGAGACGAGUGUGGCUUUCCACAGGAGUAGAUCAUUUUUUUUCAUCUUUAGGAGACAAAGGCUGGGGUUGUGGCUACAGAAAUUUCCAAAUGCUACUUUCAUCUCUAUUGCGAAAUGAUUCUUAUAAGGACUGCUUAAAAGAUAUGUCCAUUCCUUGCAUUCCAAAAAUUCAGUCCAUGAUUGAAGAUGCAUGGAAAGAAGGGUUUGAUCCUCAGGGCGCCUCUCAACUCAACAACAGGUUACAGGGAACAAGAGCCUGGAUUGGAGCAUGUGAAAUAUAUUCACUGCUAACCUCUCUCAGGCUAAAGUGUAGAAUUAUUGAUUUUCACAAGCCUACUGGCCCUUUGGGCACACACCCUCGAUUAUUUGAAUGGAUAUUGAACUACUAUUCUUCAGGCAGAGAAGGAGGUCCAAAGGUAGUAUGCUCCUCCAAACCUCCCAUCUAUCUACAGCAUCAAGGACAUAGCCGAACUAUUAUUGGAAUUGAAGAGAGAAAGAACAGAACCCUCUGUUUACUAAUAUUUGACCCAGGUUGUCCUUCUCGGGAAAUGCAAAAACUAUUAAAACAAGACAUUGAGGGCACCAGCCUCAGACAGCUCUGGAGAUUUGUGGGAAAUUUAAAGCAUAAGCAGUACCAGAUAGUAGCUGUAGAGGGUGUACUUUCUACAGAAGAGAAACUUGCUCAGAUGAAAGCUUCUCAAAUCUUUACAGCUGAGAAGAUUCCUUGAAGAACUACUACUCCUAGAUGAUCUAUGCCAUUUCCUGAAUUCAGAAAUAACUCAUACAUGCUGCUUUCAAAUCUAUGUUUACUAAGCAUUCAGCUGUUCAGAGUACUCUUACAGAUUUUCUAAAAUGUCUAAAUUAUGUUGUCUUCAAUAGCUCUUCAUUAUUUAAUAAUUGACUUAAUAAACUAUCUUUGAAAGAGGUUUUAUUUUCCUUUCUCAUGUCAAAAAAAUUCCCGUGUUAGUGUUACAGGAAAAAGAAUGGCUUAACUGUACCCACAAGUUGGAAAUUAAUUGUUUUUUAAUAUAACUGUGUCUGAAGAUGUCUUUGAACUCACGUCUUCCUGACUCCAAGCCCAGUGCUCUAUCCACUGUUUUGUUGUGGUUCAGUCAUUUCAGUUGCUUCCAACUCUUCAUGACCCCAUUUGGGUUUU
This is a messenger RNA of Dromiciops gliroides (monito del monte), 2410 nucleotides long. It is a transcript of the gene ZUP1, whose product is annotated as zinc finger containing ubiquitin peptidase 1. The transcript is spliced from 10 exons. The coding region runs from base 261 to 1982 and encodes 573 amino acids. Lineage: Eukaryota; Metazoa; Chordata; Mammalia; Microbiotheria; Microbiotheriidae. The record is from RefSeq and is a predicted model, not a curated record.